AUGAGCGGCACUCUGGACCCGACCGUGCAGUACGAGCUGCUGGAUCGCAUCGGCGGCGGCGCGUUCGGGCAGGUCUACAAGGCGCUAAACGUCCAGACGGACGAAGUGGUGGCCAUCAAGAUCAUCGACCUCGAGUCCGCAGCCGACGAGAUCGAAGACGUGCAGCAGCAGGAGAUCCACGUGUUGUCGCAGUGCUCAUGCGACCAGCUCACGACGUACUCGGGCUCGUUCAUUGCGGGGACCAAGCUCUGGAUCAUCAUGGAGUUUCUGUCGGGCGGCUCGGUGCUGGAUAUUAUGCGCAAUGGCCCCCUAGAUGAGGCAUUCAUUGCGAUUAUCCUGCGGGAGCUGCUGAAGGGUCUGGAGUACCUGCACUCGGAGAAGAAGAUCCACCGUGACAUCAAGGCUGCGAAUGUGCUGCUGAGCGGGGACGGUCACGUGAAACUCGCGGACUUCGGUGUCACGGGUCAGAUUACAGAGACGAUGACGAAGCGCAACACCGCUGUGGGCACGCCGUUCUGGAUGGCACCCGAAGUCAUCCAGGAGUCCGAGUACGAUUUCAAGGCCGAUAUCUGGUCCCUGGGAAUCACCGCGAUCGAAAUGGCCAAGGGAGCGCCUCCUCUUGCAGACAUCCACCCCAUGAAAGUGUUGUUUAUGAUCCCGACGAUGGACCCGCCUGUGCUUGAAGGUACUUUCUCGUCCCGUUUCGUCGAUUUCGUGUCUCGCUGCUUGCAAAAAGCUCCUCAGGAUCGGCCCACUGCUUCUGAGUUACUACAGCACCCCUUCAUUCGGUCUGCGAAGCAUAUUUCUCACCUCACGGAGCUUUUGGAUCGGAAUCAAUUGGAAGACCAGCAACAGGGUCACCAAGGGGCCGCAGACACACAGACCCAGCAAAGCGGCUUCAGCAGUGGUCACUUUGAGAACGGAUAUGGCGGCCACUUGGACAGAACUUAUCGCCCUCCCCUGAGUGGAGGCCGUGACGACACUCUACCGUCCUAUGGACAAAGGGAUAGCGGUAAACGCCAUGCACGAGACGCGUCGGUGGGCAGCGGCUGGGACUUCAACACAAUUCAUGCGUACUCGACCAACUCCAGUAUUAACACAACGGCGACCGCAGCAGUCGAUUCGAUGUCGGCUUUGGCGGCCCCGCUCCACGAGAUCGAAAACGAAGACGAUGGCGGAGACGAAGACGAAGCAUUCACCAACAUUGUGAAACCGGCAAUCAGCGACGUACUGGAGCGCGUUCUCAACCCGCCUAACAUCGGGUUCAUGUCACCAUCGCAUCGCGAGGCUGCAGAAGCUGCCACGGAGGUGCAAGAGGAUAUUCUCUUCGAGCUGCUGCACGUGUUUGACAACGUGAGCCAACACAAGGGCCUGCUCCGGCAAGUGCUGCGGAGUCUGGCUGAGUACACGAAUGCAGCGAUGCCUCUUAUCACCUCAAGCGCAAAUGGGAACGUUUCCCAUCCCCCGAAGUCGUCAUAG
Molecule: messenger RNA, 1479 nt
Organism: Phytophthora sojae
Lineage: Eukaryota; Oomycota; Peronosporomycetes; Peronosporales; Peronosporaceae
Exons: 5
Coding region: 1-1479 (492 amino acids)
Biological process (GO): protein phosphorylation
Molecular function (GO): protein kinase activity; ATP binding
Source: RefSeq, a predicted model, not a curated record